This is a messenger RNA of Cladocopium goreaui, 1117 nucleotides long. The record is from the annotation of a GenBank genome assembly. Lineage: Eukaryota; Dinophyceae; Suessiales; Symbiodiniaceae.
GUGGACAGCAGAUGCUUGGGGAGAAGGCCAGCAUGCAAGUGACAAGGAUUUCAAUGCUCUGGUGGAUCCACACAAUGUGCCCGAUCAGACGUGGCCAGCUACGACAGCUGAGGACAGUCACAAGGCGUGGCCAAUGGGCCGCCAACCAGAGCUCCUUGCUGCAUGGCCAGUCCGAGAUGGAAAGAUUGCCAUGUGCUGGCAGUCACAAGUCUUGAAGGACAUUCAAGAUGGUUGGCCAGGACAGUGUGUUGGCCUUGCGGUAGUACAAGCACCAACGGUUGAGAAGUGUCGCAUCUCGUGCACAAAUCAGCCAAGGUGUCCAGUGUGGCAGUUCAACCCUGGACAAAUUGAAGGUGGUUGCUGGCAAGGGCAGGGCUAUCAUUGCAACAAGCGGAAUGGCUUCUCCACAGUGCAAUUCUCUGGAGGGCAGCGUAUCCAGCAUGGCAGUGUCAGGGUGGUGAAGCAAAUGGCUGGCAUUGAAGUGCACAACCUUCGACUGAUUGGGAAACUCAGCGACUCAGACCAGAGGGGCGAUAUCGCCAGAUGCAGGGAACUUUGCCACUCAGACAUCCUAUGCCAGUACUGGCAGUACGGAAGAGAUGGUUGUCAAGUGGAAGAUCCAGCGUACAGCAGCGUGCAGUACCCCCUGACUCUGGAGGGUGGAGCCAGUGUAACGAGUGACUAUGCCAAAAGCGUUGUGGCCGGUGAAUUUAUUCAGCACUACUGUCCUCCAAGAAGCCAACAACGUGAUCGCACUUCCCUCCGCACGGAGAAGCCAGAUCCGCUGGGUUACUAUGCAAAUUGGAGGUUUGUGCCAUAUGCCAUUCUGAUGUCCCUGUUCAUUCUCAUGUUUGUCUGCCUGGCCUUUUGCGUUUUGGAUCAGAAGGAGAAUGCCUUGCUGUCCGAAGUGCAACACAUAGAUGCUGCCACUUCACCCGCGAUGCCAACUCGCAGCUCCAGGCCAAGUGAAGCGGCUCCAGCCCAGGCUCCUCUUCAGAUGCAGUUGGCUUCCUUGCCCCAGAGAAUUUUCUCAUCUCGGCCAAUGCAGCCGCCGGUACCAAUGGGAGUACGAACACCAGGUGCCCCUAUCAUGUUGGCAGCCUGUCCUCGUCGAUAG